GCGCUCGCCGACCGCGCAAGCUCUCGCCAGCAGUCGCACAUGUACGGUCGAGCUCCUCGGCAGGACAACGGCUACGGCGCACGGGCGGCCCAGGGCGCGCAGCGCAGCCCUCAGGGCUACGGCGGCGGUCCUCCCACCGGUCCGCGCCACGCCGGGCUCGGGUCCGUCGGCGCACCCUCAUCCCUCCCUGGCCGCCCCUCGAACCUCCCGCCGACGCCGAUGGGCGCAGCAGCCCCGCCCGGCACCUCGCCACCCGUCGAUGGAGGUGCGGCAGGCGCGCUCGGCAUGCAGGCGGCGGCGCAGGGCGAGCGCUUCAGCUUGUUCGUCGGCACCAUCGUCGACGGCCUCGAGAACGCCUGGCUCGAGCGCAUCCUCGGUGUCGCUGGUCCCGUCCUGUCGUUCCGCCGCCCGGCGCCCUCCAUGGCGUUCGUCGAGUUCGGCGACGCCGAGUCGGUCCUGCGCGCGCUCGAGGUCGUGCACGGCGCCAACAUCAAGACGAAAGCGGGAGCCGAGAAGGCGCUCCUCGUCAAGGCCGACGAGAAGACGAGGGGUCGGCUCGACGAGUACGAGAAGGAGCGCGUCAAGGCCGAGAACACGGACGACCUGACCGAGCAGGCCAAGGGCGACCUCGCCAACAUCCUCACCCGCAUCGCCAACGGCGACCCGGUCACGGCGCACGACGACGACCCCAACGCCGACCCGGCCGACCGUAAGCCCCGCAUCCCGCAGCACCUAAAGGACCUCGCGCCCGAGGACCUGCCCGAGAGCCACCGCGACAGCACGCUCAGCUCGAUCGCCUCGUUCCGCCAGGCGGCGCAGAAGAAGGCCCAGGCCAAGCACGACCUCGACCGCCAGAUCGAGGAGCGGCGCCAGGCCGCCAUCGCCGAGAGCGUCCGCCUGCAGCACCAGCCGGCGCGACACGGCCCUGCCGGCUCGCCGCCUCUCGCCGCCUCGCCGGCGCCGUCGAGCGCAACCGCGGCGGCGCAGGACCCGCAGAGCUUCAACCGCCCGGUGGCGUUCGUCGCUGGGACGAGCAGCGGCGCGACGGCGCCGCUCAAGCCCCUGUCGGAGCUGGACGACGCGCGGCAAGAGCGGGACCGGGCAGAGCGCGAGUACCGCCAGGCCGAGGGCGUGUUCCGGGCUCGCGAGCGGCAGUUCGAGGCUCGCGAGCGGGCACGGAUCGCGGCGUGGGAGCGGGAGCAGGCGCGCGAGCGAGGUGCGGCAGAGCAGGAGGAGCGCGACCGGGCGUACAUGGCGGACCGGCUCGCCAGGUGGGACGACGAGCACGAGGCGGAGCGCGGCCGAGAGGCGUUCUACACCGACCGGUUGCGGUGGCGGGCUCAGCGCCGUCCGAUACGUCUGCGCGAGCAGGAGGCAGACGAGCGCGACCGGGCCCUCGAGGCGCAGCAGCUCGCCGCGCUCGAGGCCCAGUCCGAGUCGUUCCUCGCCCAGCACGUCGACCUCCUCGCGUCGUCGCUCCCGACACCCGUCACCGCCGGCGAGCCGGGCACGGGCGGCUCGUCGACGCCGCUCGCCGUCAAGCUCAACUUUAGCGCCGCUGCGCCUAAACCCUCUGCGGCCGAGGCGCCGAAACCUCGUCCGACGGCCGUCACGCUCCUCGAGGACGACGACGAGUCGCAGCGCAAGAAGCGCGCCCUGAUCCCGCUCGAGUACUCGGACGACGAGGGCGAGGACCGCCCGAGGUUGUCGCGCGGCGAGGCCGAGCGCAAGGCGAGCGAGAUCGAGGCGCGUGUCCCGGCCGACAAGGAGGGCCUUUGGGCAUGGAAGGUGCGGUGGAAGCGCCUGAGCGAGGACAUGGUCAAGGACAAGAUCGCGCCAUUCGCCAACAAGGCCAUCGUCGGCUACCUCGGUGCCGAGGAGCCCGAGCUGCUCAACGUCGUGCGCGAGUACCUGCGCGACCACAAGGCGGCGCAGGAGCUUCUCGACGAGCUCGAGCCUGUCCUGGACGAGGACGCGACCGACUUUGUCGUCAAGGUGUGGCGCCGGCUCGCCCUCGAGACCGAGUUCGCGCAUGCGGGCGUCGUCCUCUAGUCUCGCCAUGUACCACCACCAGUGCGCCUCGUCACUCCCUCUCUCUCUCUCUUUCCCUUCCUGCCUGCGGCGAGGGACCGAGGUGCAGCUUGACGUGCGUGCCCAGGAGCCAGCGAGAGGUCGCCGCGAGGUCGAUGCGACGGUGCGCCCCUGGCCUCUCUCUCUCUCUGUCUCUCUCCCUCUCUCGUACAUCGUCGACAGCAUGCCCUGCAACGUCCUCAACUCUCUGUGCGACC
Molecule: messenger RNA, 2288 nt
Organism: Rhodotorula graminis WP1
Lineage: Eukaryota; Fungi; Basidiomycota; Microbotryomycetes; Sporidiobolales; Sporidiobolaceae
Exons: 8
Coding region: 40-2052 (670 amino acids)
Biological process (GO): mRNA processing
Cellular component (GO): spliceosomal complex
Molecular function (GO): mRNA binding
Source: RefSeq, a predicted model, not a curated record